Cucumis melo (muskmelon) is the source of this 1585-nucleotide messenger RNA. Its product is annotated as serine/threonine-protein kinase SRK2H-like. The transcript has 10 exons. The coding region runs from base 64 to 1287 and encodes 407 amino acids. Gene Ontology annotation, biological process: protein phosphorylation; intracellular signal transduction. Gene Ontology annotation, molecular function: ATP binding; protein serine/threonine kinase activity. NCBI's taxonomy places the organism in Eukaryota, Viridiplantae, Streptophyta, Magnoliopsida, Cucurbitales, Cucurbitaceae. The record is from RefSeq and is a predicted model, not a curated record.
CCCAAUUUGUGAGGUUCAACCCUAAUUGGUUAAUAGGUAUAGAUUUCUGUUGUUGAAUGACAAAUGGAGAAGUACCAAAUUAUUAAGGAUUUGGGAGCCGGAAGUUUUGGUGUUACGAAGCUUUGUCGGCAUGAAGAGACCAAAGAGUUAGUAGCCAUCAAGUUCAUAGAACGUGGUCCUCAGAUCGAUGAGAAUGUUGAAAGAGAGAUUAUAAACCAUCGAUCCCUUCGACAUCUAAAUGUCAUUCGUUUCAAGGAGGUCAUUUUAACCACAACCCAUUUGGCUAUGGUGAUGGAAUAUGCUGCUGGAGGAGAACUUUUCGAAAGAAUUUACCAUGGUGGUCGUUUUUCAGAAGAUGAGGCGAGAUAUUUCUUCCAGCAGCUGAUUUGUGGAGUCGAUUAUUUUCAUUCAUUGGAAAUAUGUCAUAGAGAUUUAAAACUAGACAAUAUCCUUUUAGAUGGAUUUCCAGCCCCACGCUUGAAGAUCUGUGAUUUUGGUUUCUCCAAGUCAUCCAUGUUGUAUUCAAAACCAAACAUAAAUGUUGGUUCAACAACAUACGCAGCACCAGAGGAUCUACCAAAAGAGCAACAUGAUGGAAAAUUAUACCCGUUGCAUUCAACGCCAAAUACAGCUGUUGGUUCUCCAACAUAUUCAGCACCAGAGGUUCUAGUUGAAGGACAAUAUGAUGGAAAGGUUGCAGAUAUAUGGUCAUGUGGAGUUACUCUCUAUGUUAUGUUGGUUGGUGCAUACCCUUUUGAAGACCCCAAUGAUUCCAAGAACUUCCACAAAACUGUUACGCGAAUAAUGGCUGUACAGUAUAAAAUUCCAGACUUUGUUCACAUGUCUCAAGAUUGUCGACAACUACUCGCUCGCAUCUUUGUUCGAAAUCCCUCUAGGAGAAUUUCGAUGAAAGAGAUUAAGUGUCAUCCAUGGUUCUUAAAGAACUUGCCAAGGGAACUAACAGAAGCUGGCCAAGCCUUAUUUUGCAUGAGGGGUGUACCAGCCUUCUCUAAACAGAGUGUGGAAGAAAUCAUGAAGAUCGUGGGUGAGGCGAGAAAGCCACUAUCCCCAUCAUCGACGACCAUCAUGUUGUAUGAAGAAGAAGGAGAUGAAGAGGAUGACGAGGCAGAGUUGGAAGAAGAUGAAGAAGAUGAAGAGGAAGAUGAUGAAGAGGAAGAGGAAGAGGAAGAGGUAGAUGAAGAAGAUGAAGAUGAAGAGGAAGAGGAGGAUCACGAAGAUAAGGAAGGUGAAGAGAAGGAAGAGGAGGAAGAUGAAGAAGAUGAGUAAACGAAAAAUGGUGAAAGAAAUUCAGUCCAAAUUAGGAGAAAAUAAAUAAUCAUCAUUUAGGAACACACAACAUGACAUAAAGUGGUUCGCUGUUGUUUUUAUAUUGUUGAGGUUGGUUGGUGAAUAAUUAUGGUUAUUCAAUAGUUACGACUAGCAUAGAAUAUUAAUUAUAACAUGUUGAUUGAUGAUGGUUUUUAUAAGUCCAAAAUUUAUUUCUCUCUACUCUCACUUGUUAUUGUUUCAUGUCCCUUAGUUGUUUUCUGAAAACUAAGGGCCAAUGAAAUGGUUUUUGGUGUAU